UAUCAAUUUAGUUUGUCUCAAAUCGCCUCAACAAUUAAGGAUGUCCGACUGACCCAUUUAUCAGCGGGGAAUUAUUAUCAAAUUAUCGCCAUCGUGAAUACACAGUAUAGGUUGUCCUCGAUUUUCUUGAUAUAGACAAACAUGACAAUGAUGACCUGAGUUUGGAGUUCAUGGGUUGUUGGACGGGAGACGCGGACUUGAUGUCCUAAGUCGCUAAGAUCUUCAUUAGUGUAACUCGGAACCGGAUACGCGCCUGACUCACUGCGCGCGCUGCGCGGAGAAAAAGUUUUCAGAACUGAUGUCACUUCCAGAAUGCCGUGCCGAAGAGGAGGUGAAUAAUUUUAAUACUCAACGCAAUCAUGGUUUAUCGUGAUAGUUUUUCCAAACUGAAAGAACCCGCUAGUAGAGAAUUUCACAACAAUUUUGAUUAAUAGCUCACAUUCAUGUUAGGAUAAUUUCUUGAUCUCAAAGAUGGAUAACUUUGGAACGGGAGGUGUUUUCAUGCGUUUGAACGUGAUGUGCUGCGCGUGUGGAAGGAAACCUGGAUUUAUAUCCCUCGGGAGAACGAUGUGGAUGGUAACUUGGUUAUUCUGUGUGUUUGGAUUACCGACAGUCAUUGCUCAGGAUAGUACAGCCACAGUUACAAUAGGUGUUUUAGAACGUGAUGUCUCAUUAGUACAAGAAGUGUUAGCCAAUCGCAGCAUAUCAAACAUAGAACUGGUGCCACUUAAAAUGCGUGCUAACGACCCAAAGGAGGAGUACACACGACUAACGCAAGUUCAUCAGACAUUACAUGAUCGAAAAGUCGCCAUCGUGGUUGGCCCUGCCGACGACUCCAUCGCCUUAGCAACAGCCAAUAGGAGAAUCCCAUACUUAGUGACGUCAAUAGAGAAUUGUGCGAACAACAACCAAUUUUGUCUACUCCCGUCCCCAGAUGAGGUUGCCCAGGCUAUUGUAGACAUGGUCAUGGACUUCAACGUGCCAAAUAUAGCAAUACUGUACAGUGACGAGAGUGGUGAAACUAUUAUUGCCAGUGCGAGAAAGCACAUAGAGGAUAUGGUGGCGCUCUCAGCCAAGCUUUACGGUUUAAACAAAGAUGGUGAAAAAACCGGUGGGGGGAAAGUGAAACAUAACAUCAUGUCCAAGCCGGCCGCGGAGGCCCGAUCCAUCACAAGCAGACAUUUGAACCCAAACCUCUCGGACCGGGACCUCAAACUCGUACUUAUGCAGCUCGCAUUUAGGCUGCAGAUAUCAAACUUCGUCACACUGACCGGCGCAAGACUUACGGGCAGGAUAUUAAAAAUGGCCCGUUACCUCACAGUACUUGGAGUACACUACCGGUGGAUAGUUCUUAACUUGGGAUCUGAGGACUUUGGCUUCGAUGUCUUCAAGAGCUUGAUAGCCAACUGUACCCAGAUUAACAUGGUUCAAGACACCCUGCGAGAGCCGACGAUGGGGCGGAAUGUCCUGGAGAUGAGAGACGCGGUGCAGGUGAUUGAGAACAUCCGGCAAGACGCCAGGUCAGGACCCGUUGAGACGUCGUUUAUCAGGAAGGAGCUCAGAGAGAGAAACUACACCGGUCUUACAGGCCACAUAAAGUUCAACCAAGACGGAAAGAGAGAAGAUUACGUGCUGUCUCUUGAAACCUUUCUCUUUCCAAAACGUGAUAAGGUUGGAGAGUGGAAAACGCAACGCGAGACAGUGUUUGACAGUCGGAUAAAAUGGCUGGAGGCCUCAACGCAGGACAGAGACCAACAGACACUACGGAUCACAAAGGCGAAAGUUGUGGUGAUCUUGGAGAGACCGUUCAUCAUGUUGAAGAAGGACGCAGACAAGUACGAGGGUAAUGAACGAUACGAAGGGUUCUCAAUUGACCUGAUAGAGGAAAUCAGUAAGAUGUUAAAGUUUCAGUAUACUAUCUACGAGGUGCCCGAUGGCAAGUUUGGAGCAAGGAAUUCCACUGGCGAGUGGAAUGGAAUCAUAAGGGAAUUAUUGAUAGGGAACGCUACCAUGUCCGUUGCCCCACUCAGUAUCAAUGCGGAACGAGAGCGGGCAGUAGACUUCACAAAGCCAUUCAAAACAAGGUGGAUUAACGUCCUUAUGAAGAAAACCAGGCCAGAGACUUCAUAUUUCCAAUUUCUCAACCCUCUGGACAGCAAAGUCUGGAUAUGUGUUCUUCUUGCAAUAGUCGUUUUUGCAUUAUUACUCUAUUUCUUUGAAACUGCUUCUAAGAAGCUUCGCGGUGACGCUGUGAUGUUUGACUUGAGUGAGAGUUUGUGGUUCUCGCUCGGGGCCAUCGCCCAGGGUAGCACGGAGACUACCCCAGUGACUGUCCCCGGGAGAAUCUUGACUAGCGCCUGGUGGUUCUUUUCUCUUAUCCUCAUCUCUUCUUAUACUGCCAACUUGGCCGCAUUUCUAACAGUCAGAAAAAUAAACGCGCCGAUAUCUUCCGUCUCGGAGUUAGUCUCUCAAAACAAAAUCCGCUACGGGACCGUGAAGGAUUCGGGUAUAACGAACUUUUUAAGACAUUCAAAAAUUGAAGUAUUCGCUAAAAUGUGGGCGCAAAUGGAGGAAUUCGAGCCAAACUCGAUGGUAAAUAACUCAAAGGAAGGCUAUGAGAAAGUUAAGGAGGGAAAUUAUGCUUUUCUUUGGGAUAGCACUGUGAAUAAAUACGAGGCUAACCAGGAUUGUACGUUGGUCGAGAUAAACCCAGCCUUUGAUAUGAAAGGCUUUGGGAUAGGUAUCCCUCCCGGGGCGCCCUACUUAGACGAUCUUACCAUGGCCAUCUUGAACCUCAGCGACACAGGAAAGUUGGCGGAAAUAGAAAACAGAUGGUGGGCCGUUUCCUCGUGUUCCGAUGAGGCUCCGCACCCCGAGGAGACGCCUGAACUAGAUCUCGAGAACGUAGCGGGAGUCUUCUUCGUCUUCGUCGGCGGCAUCAUGUUCUCCUUCCUUGGUUGGGGAGUGGAGCACAAAAUUAAAUACUUGAGAAAGCGGGUGAAGAAACAGCAAGAGAAAAAACGGGGACUGGCAGCUCACGCCGACACCAACUCGGACAAUAACUCAGAGAGCAAGGAACUCCGUCGCUUGAAUUAUAAUACCGAAUACGGCAAUUCCGAGUUCUACGCGGUUAACAUGGACGACGUCCCAAUGUAGGAAAAGGAAUACGGACUUAGAAAUCACUCAAGAUAUUCUUUGUUACAAUCAUGGUGCUCAAAUUGUAAAUAUUUCUUCAGAGACAAUGAGAAAAUCAAGUUGUACGAGUGUUUGAACCGUGCUAUGCAAUAUUCGAGCAACUGAUUUGUUUACUGAACCGACGCCACAUACAGGCGGUGGCGCUGUUUGGGUUGAGCGUCAUGUCAUAAUGUGGAUAAUCCACAUGGGCUUUAAACUCCCGUUAAGCGCAUCGUCAGCCGAUUUCAGGGUAGAAUGAACGCCACCAGUAAAUUGACUUCAUGUUGGAACCAAACGAGUGAAAAAACUAGAGACUGCUUAAAACGGGGCACACGACUAAUGCAUCAAGUUUCUCUAUAAAAUGGGUAAACAUUCUGUCUUAUCCUUUCUUGCGAGGUAAAGCUCGGUCUUACGUCCUCUCAACUUGUACAGGAUCGUGCAUUCAAUGCGUUUAAAAGCGGGAUUUCUAAUUCGUCGUACCUUUUUCGGCAGUCGAUCUAUUUCUGUCGACAGCUCAUUGGGAGACCUAGCCGGCUCACGAGAGCACGUUUUCAGUGCGUGCACCCUUCUUUGGUGGGUCUAUCGUGGGUGACAGUGUGAGGGGAACAUUUCACCUGAAUGAAGCUACAGCAUCAUAGCGGGCCACAUAAACAUUAGCUAGACAAUCUUCGGUUUGCUUAUGCUCAUCUCUAUACAGAGAGACUUUGUAUUCUCCAAGUCUUUUAACCAGUUUAGGGUCGGUUGAUAUUCCAACCCAUACCUCUAUACAGAGAGACUUUGUAUUCUCCAAGUCUUUUAACCAGUUUAGGGUCGGUUGAUAUUCCAACCCAUACAAACCACCAAUUCUCUGUGUUUUAGUAGGAAUUUCAGCUUUCGAUAUCUUUUACUGGCUGAUCUGGUCUAUGGCAAACCAGAAAGAAACAAGGUCACCGUUCAACCUGUGAGCAAAAUAGGGCGGAGUGAGCAAAAUCCUGCAUACUUUUCAAAAUAAAACGCCUCAAGUGGUACCGCCCCUUCCAGAAGCCGAAAACUAUAUAUUGUGCGAACAAGACUAUUUCUGCACUCGGCGGUCCUAUUGAUAUACAUGUUUGACUUACGUACAUAAAAAGUUUAAAAUAUGGUCCCCAUUUGAUAUUUGUUUCCCUUCCUUCUCAUUUAUAUAUCAAAAAGGUGUUGUUACAACUGGCAGGAUAUCCCAUGGAUGGUAUGUCUUCCAAUAUCCCGGGACGGUCUGCCGCCCGAACCUAAACGUUUAAUCAAGAUGUACAUACAUGUGUUUCUAAACAAAAGCAAUAAAAUUCGUGUGUGAAAUAAUACCACUUGGGCCAGGAGGCUCGGUCGACUGCGAAACGUUGUGGAGUCUUUCACGCAGAUAGGAAUAGUGUUUGUCCCGAUAUACUUCAAAUUAGGGACAACUUAUACAGGGCCCGGUUGUUCAAAAGCACAAAAGUCACGUCAUCCCUAACGGUUAAGUGACCUUAACGAUGAUAUCUCUUUCAGUUGAUUCCAUUGAAAUUUUAACGACGCCGUUUAAGUUAACGUUGUUUUGAACAACCUAGCUCUCGCUUGUACACAUUUCUGUUAAUGUUGUACACGCCCUCCGUCAUUGUACGUAAACGUUUUGUAGGCCCCUUUGUAGGAUAUCUUAAAAUACUCAAAAAUAAUUAUCGUAUUGAAAUGUCUUAUGAGUUAGAUGUCUUUCAGAUUACGGGUCGAACGGAACAGGUCCUAACAGUUUAUAUUACAACGACGAAAACGACUGAUCUAGCCACAAAUCUGUGCUGCGUUCUUGUACCAAUCAUGGCGAUUUGUUGUCAAUAUUUGCAAGAAUUAAUAAAGACUAGUCUACAAAUUCUUGAUAUUUGUCUGGUGAACAGAUUUUCCCUCACCAAACCGAGGGCGUUGCAGAUGCUGACCUUUGUUAUAGUAAUGUUUCGAAGUGAUAUUGUAAAGUAUAAAACAUGUAAGGUUUUGCCAAUAAAAUAU
This is a messenger RNA of Lineus longissimus, 5160 nucleotides long. RefSeq names its product glutamate receptor 1-like. Gene Ontology annotation, biological process: monoatomic ion transport; synaptic transmission, glutamatergic; modulation of chemical synaptic transmission. The transcript has 13 exons. Gene Ontology annotation, molecular function: glutamate receptor activity; transmitter-gated monoatomic ion channel activity involved in regulation of postsynaptic membrane potential. Lineage: Eukaryota; Metazoa; Nemertea; Pilidiophora; Heteronemertea; Lineidae. The record is from RefSeq and is a predicted model, not a curated record. Gene Ontology annotation, cellular component: plasma membrane; postsynaptic density membrane. Bases 472 to 3156 code for a protein of 894 amino acids.